GUGCCGCGUGAAUGGUUGGAAAGAAAGAAGAUCCAAAUGCCACAAACUGACACCACACAAAAUCACAAGAGACAACAGCGAAAGGGCAAAUUCAAGAUUCUUUCUUCUUUUGUUGAGAAUCCUAGAGAUAGCACACCAUGGCCAACGAAGAUAUUCCCGUAGCUCAAGCAGUGCCUGCUGCAGACUCCCAACUUGUGCAAGUGAUAGCUCCUGCCACGCUGGAUGCAGGCUACUCUUUCAUGGCGAAAGUGGAUGGUAAGACAGUUUCCAUCACAGUGCCUGAAGGAGGCGUCAAGGAAGGUCAAACCUUCACAGCUCCAGUAACCAUGAGAGCCAAUCCCUCGGCUCCACCCGGUGAAGCCACUCCCUUGACGGGUGCUGUCACAACGACUGGCGGAACUACUACCAUGACCAGUGGGGACCCCCGUGCUCCUCGUGGAGUCUGGAAAGACAACAUUUUUGAUUGCUGCAUCUUGGGACCCUGUCACGCGUCACUCUGGUGUGCCAUGUGCUUUCCACAAUUCCUCAUGGGACAGGUACUCACACGCAUGAAUAUGAGUUGGUUGGCAGGUCGUGAUUCUCCCACUGCCAAACAGACUACUUUUCGUAAUGUGGUCCGAGUCGUUGUCAUCUACUGGAUUGUGGCCACCAUCGUGGCGCCCGAGGUCGACGCAGAUGGGGAGAUUAUUUCCGCAAAUACCGAUCCAACCAAGCUUGCCUUGUACCAGCUCGUCAAUGCCGCAUUCUCUCUCUACUGUCUCAUUGUCUUGAUCAAAUUACGCAUUGCCGUCCGUGAACGUUACUCCAUUCCCACCUCCUUCUGUCCCUCUCCUGUGGAAGACGUUUGCUGUGUCUGCUUUUGUGGGUGCUGCACAGUCGCACAACUGGCGCGGCAAACUGCCAAUUAUCAUCAACAUGACGCCAAAUGUUGUUCCAAGAAUGGUCUGGCGUUCGAUGAUGAUACCGACCAAGUUGCAACCGUCUUGAUCGUGUAACAAGACAUGCAACACAACAAUCAGUGUCGAUUUAACAAUCUACUGAAAAAAAGAAAACGACAUCAAACAAUCCAAAAGUGCGUCUGUCUAUCCAUGUUCUGUAUCAAAGUGCCAUAAAUAUUUGAAGUGAGACAAUAAAAACCAGUGGUUGAUGAAUGACGACCUGGCGGACCUUUGCUGCCGAUGUGCCACCAUGGUUGGAUCCAUGGAACUAACAAGUAGAGAGAUGUUAUCCCGAAGUGCUUGCGUGCCAUGACCUACUUGUCCGCUGCUGUAAGUGGAUCCUACCACUCUUCAGUGCUAUGGAUCCAUAAUAUGGCGUCAACUACAUGUAGGACAUCGCAUGAAUGAUUUCGUCGUUCUACUAGAUGAUGCGUUAUGGUAAUCUCGUCCAGAAAGUUCCAUCUGUUUUGAGAAGGGAACAGAAACGAAUAUUGGAGGUGUAGGCUAUCGUAUGGCUGAUUUUUAUUCAUUAUAAAUACAAAUCCAUUUUGUCUGCUGCAAAA
Molecule: messenger RNA, 1501 nt
Organism: Seminavis robusta
Lineage: Eukaryota; Bacillariophyta; Bacillariophyceae; Naviculales; Naviculaceae
Source: the annotation of a GenBank genome assembly